This is a messenger RNA of Strigops habroptila (Kakapo), 1462 nucleotides long. It is a transcript of the gene NEUROG2, whose product is annotated as neurogenin 2. The transcript has a single exon. Gene Ontology annotation, molecular function: protein dimerization activity. The record is from RefSeq and is a predicted model, not a curated record. Bases 77 to 754 code for a protein of 225 amino acids. Lineage: Eukaryota; Metazoa; Chordata; Aves; Psittaciformes; Psittacidae.
CCGCCGCGCUUUCCACCGUGAGGCGGAGGGGAGCGCGCCCGGUGCGGUUCGGGUGCCGCCUGUGCUGCCGCGCAGGAUGCCGGUGAAAGCGGAGGGGCUGUCGGGGACCGCCGAGGACGAGCUGCUGCUGCUGGGCCUGGCCUCGCCCGCCCCUUCGCCUUCGCUGCCGUCUAGCGCCGACGAGGAGGAGGAGGAAGAGGAGGAGGAAGAGGAGGAGGAGCCGCGGCCGGUGGUGGAGGAGGAAGAAGCGGCGGGCGGCCGCGGUGUGCGGCGGCGGGCGGAGGGCAAGCGGCGGCCGGGUCGGAGCCGCGGGACCCCUCGUACGGCGGAGACGGCGCAACGGCUGAAGCGGAGCCGUCGGCUGAAAGCCAACAACCGGGAGCGCAACCGGAUGCACAACCUGAACGCGGCGCUGGACGCCCUCCGCGACGUGCUGCCCACCUUCCCGGAGGACGCCAAGCUCACCAAGAUCGAGACCCUCCGCUUCGCGCACAACUACAUCUGGGCGCUCACCGAGACCCUGCGGCUGGCCGGGGCGCCGCCGGUGCUCCCGGGGGUGGCGGUGGCGGUGGGGGGAGCGGGCAGCCCCUCCUGGAGCGGCGGCACCGCCAGCCCCGCGCCCUCCGCCUCUCCCCGCGCCUGCACUUUAUCGCCCGCCAGCCCCGGAGGAUCCGCAUCGGAUGCCGAGCACUGGCCGCCGCCACCGGGACGCUUCCCCCCCACCACGGUGCCGCUGCCCCGCCGCUGCCUUUAGCCCUGUGCUCCCGGUCCCCGUUCCCACCAUCGGGAUGGCGGCAUCUGCGCCGCUUCCCACGGCUCCGGACCCGUCACCUGCCAAAACCAAACUUUGUCUUUUCCCCAUCCGAUGUGCACUUUGUCCAGCUCCCAAAUCUGUGACCGCGGCUUUCCACACACCCCCCUUCCUUCCCCUCUUCCCCUUCCACCAUCUGUCCCGUAGGAUUUAUCAUGGGGAGGGGGCGGGGGGGGAGGAGAGAAAGAGAGUUAAAACCCCCCACCACCCCUAAAUUGCUUUUUGUUAGAGCUCCGGGUUAGAAGUCAUUGUAUAAUUUGUAGGCUUUGUGAGGGCUGAAUGCAAGCGUGGAAAUUUAGGCUGAACUCUCUAUCAAAAAUUAAAUAGAGAACCCCCCCCCCCCGGGUGGGGGGAAUGGGAAUGGGGAGGGAGAACCUCCUCAUGCAUUAUUUAUUUCGACCUUUAAGGGGACAAGGAACUCCCCCCUUCUUUCAGGAGAUGAAAAAUAAAUCAACAGACUGAAAACCUCAACAGACACGGGACAUUACAGUGAUCAGCCGCACGCGUGUUCACGGUUUAUUUAUUAUAAAGGAAGAUUUCAUGGAAAAGAUGUAUUUUUUUUGUAUAAUUUACAGAGUUUAUUCCACUAUGUAUUUACAGCUGAAGAGCAAAGGGAUUGUUCUUGUGAUAAAAUAUAAAUAAAAAGCUCUA